Molecule: messenger RNA, 3895 nt
Organism: Penicillium subrubescens
Lineage: Eukaryota; Fungi; Ascomycota; Eurotiomycetes; Eurotiales; Aspergillaceae
Exons: 4
Coding region: 299-3895 (1198 amino acids)
Source: RefSeq, a predicted model, not a curated record
GUGAACCCUUCCCCCCCUCAAUCUAUCCAAGGAGACCCCUUUUGUUCACAUGUCCCCCUCCAUGGAUUAAUUUGCUCCUCCGUGUUUCGGUUCUAGCGGGCUUCUUAGCUCCACCACUCUCCCUCCUCCGACCUAGACCGUGCGCUACUGUCUCCUUCUCCAAUUGUCCUCUCGUUGCCCCCUGUAUCUUCUCGGAUCUUCGCCCUUCUCUCUUUUAGAGACGUUGCGCAGCUCCUUCAGCGCUGGCGAAAGGCCAGAUUGAGGAUUUGGCUGGUGAUCUAUUCACCCACCCGACGUCAUGGGUCGCUCGCGUGUCCUUUCGUUUAUGUCAACCUGGGGAGGAUCCAAGAACAAUGACUCCGGAAAGGAGAGUAAGCGAUCCUCGCGCAACAUUACUCCCGCCGAAACACCUCCGAGGUGGCAGACGCCUUCGCCUGAUACCCCAUCUCCGCCGUCGGAACUGUCGCCUGUCGGUGGCUCCAACCCUCGCGGCGAGGGAAUUAGUUCGCGCCCGGCGUCGAUGAUCUUCUCGCGCAACCCGCCGCUCAUGACCCAUGAGCAUGAUACUCCACCGGAGCUCUCGCCGAUCUUCUCCUUUCUGAAUAUCCACACCAACAAGGUCUAUCAUGAAGGGUAUUUCUUGAAACUGAAUGAUCAGGAUUCUCAUGGACGACCUUGCGGCGAUCGACAGUGGGUAGAAUGCUACGCCCAGCUUGUCGGCACCGUCCUUUCCCUCUGGGAGGCUGCUGCGCUGGACGCAGCAGGCGGAGAAGAAGUUCCCGCGACUUAUAUCAAUCUGGCGGAUGCGUCGAUUAAGAUGAUCGAAACGCUACCCAUUAGAAACGGAGCCGUGCAACCAUUGAAGAACGUCCUCAGUCUAUCCUCCGCGGGGAAGAACCGAUAUUUGCUGCAUUUUAGCUCCUUCCACUCGAUGACCCAAUGGACUGCAGCCAUUCGUCUUGCCAUGUACGAACAUACUUCUCUCUAUGAAGCGUAUACUGGCUCCCUCAUUGCCGCUAAAGGUAAAACUCUCAAUGGAAUCCAGUCCAUUCUGGCACCCACCAAGUUCAAGCAUGAGGAUUGGGCGCGAGUGCGAUUCGGCGCUGGCACGCCCUGGAGGCGAUGCUGGUAUGUCAUUAACCCACCAGAUGAGAAGGAGCUCCAGAAGGCCCGGAAGUUGAUGAAGAGGUCUGCAUACGAUCGCUUAACGAUGCCGGUCACCGGCAGUAUCAAGUUCUACGAGACGAAAAAGACGAAAAAGGUGCAGCCAAUUGCGACAGUGACGCAUGUUUACUCGGCAUAUGCGAUCUACCCGCAGUCCAAAGCGCUCAUUGAUCAAUCUACGUUGGUGAAGUUGGAAGGUCGGAUCACCCUGCAUUCAGGGCCUCAGACGUCGGCGGAAGGCUUUGUCUUUGUCAUGCCCGAGCUGCACGCUGCGGUCUCCGGCUUCGAGAUGAUGCUUCGUUUCCUAUUCCCAACUUUCGAUACCUUCAACCUCUACGGCCGUCCGACUCGCCUGGUGGCCGACGUGAACCAUAUCAAGAGUAUCAUGUUCGCCUUCCCUAAGCAGCGCCGCUACGGAUACUUGGAAGUCUUGGAUAUCACCAAUCUUCUCCAGAUUCCCGGAAGCCAGGAGUGGAGCGAAGCCGAGUGGAGGAAACAAUUGAAGGAUGCCACGCAGAAGCGGAUGAGCACUGGCCGAAGUCGGACCAAUAGUGUGAACAGCAGUCGACCUCGCUAUCGUGCUAGCAUCUCUAGUCGCCCGGGUGAAAGCUCGUUGAAUGGAUCCCGUCAACACCUUCCUGCUCCAGACUCUAAACCCGAAUUCAAUCAUUCUGCAGAGGCGAUUAUUCACGAAGUUCCUCGGAACGAUCCUGUGGGCUAUCAUUCUAGGGGAAUGUCGGAUACCACAGGUCUGCAGACAGGGCCCAGACAUGGCUACGGCUCGUUGAUUGAAAGCUCCCCUGAUUCAUCAGCCCAGGAUCUGGUGCAGCGUGACCGGGCGCAAGCUUUGGCUGGCCCUAUCGCUGAACGGAUCAGCUCUGAGAGUGAUCGCAAUUCGGGACUGCUUGAACGUCCAUUCGAACUUGAAGAACAGCUUCCUCCCCGCACGCCGCCGUCCCCCGUCACCAAGCCGCCGACUUUCGCACAUGGGCCACGAGAAAUGCCUACCAACCGCCCGAAAACAAGCAAUGAGCAGAGACUGGCUAAUAACCGUAUGUCUCAUACGACUCUAAUGCAAUUCCAUCAGGUUGGGAAAACGGGUAUGGAAAUGGACGGUGCUGCACUCGCAUACCAGGAUCCCCACCAUUACUACCAGCAACAGCACCCUGAUACCACCAUGGAUCAGCGGCUCCAGCAGAUCCGCGACCAGGCCCAUUACCAUGUCUACGCCCCGCAACCCGUUGCAGCAAGAGGGUCUCCACUUAAGAACCAGUCUAGUGACGAGGGUCUUGCUUUCCCUUCGCGUCAAGUACCUACUUCAGAGCAGCGUCCAGUUACUCCCAGCACAGGCACUCCCUCGCCUCAACGAAACCUACAAAUCGACACUAGCAAGGCUGUCAAGCGUAAGCCUCUCCCGCAAAGACAGCUCUUUGGUGGGCCACCCUUGUCACCCGAUGGAGGAGAGCCUAGCUUUGAUGACCUGCGCCAUACCCUGGAUGAAGAUGCCUUGAACCGAAUCGCCCCUCAUCUUCCAUCUCCAAUGUCCCCGACCCCCAAUGAGGAGGAGAGCGUGUAUGAUGAUGCGUCUACGGUCUCUCCUGACUAUGCGAGCACCCAUGAGUCUGUCUACAGUAAAAAGUCUGCCAAGCGCAUGGGUGUUAAGAAGACUGUUGGUGAGCCAGCCAAGCAGGAUCUUGUCAUCGGCGAUGCUCGCUACGCGACCGACAAGCCAGCAGAGCCCAACCCAGAUAUUCCCACCGUUGACUUCGGUCCAACACUGACCUAUAUGCCCACCACCGGACGUCCGACCACUGGCGACACUUUGAAAAAGGCUUCGCAUCAACGGAACGAGUCUGACUUCAAACUAUAUGUUCCAACGAGCCCCAUGGAGCGCGGUCACGUUCGCUCUCCAAGCCAGGAAGAACGUCGACGUAGUGUUCUCUGGCAGCCCGGCAUGGCCAGCGGUCGUCCCACGACCCCCGGAGGCGGUCUUACCCCAGAGCAGUUCGUGCAGCAGCGAGCCGCACCUAGUCCUCCGGUGCACAUGCACCAGCGUGUCCCGUCAAACAACAGCCCACCUCCAGCACGUCCGGUAUCGGGAGAUUGGACUCGACCUCACUCCCGCAUGACUUCCUAUCCGGAUGCCAAUUACCGCCCCUCCUCUCGUGGUGCCAACACGAUGAUCACCGGCUACAAUGAUGUGGGGAACCACCUUUCUGCUCGUGAGCAAGAGCAUGUCGCCCGCAUGACUGGCUCGUCGUUCUUCGAUAUGUCGACCAACACCAACAAGCCUCAGCCUCAAGUGAAUCCCAUGGGUCUCGUGUCAACGAUUGAUGCCCGUGAGCGUGAGAGGCGUGAAAUGAAAGAGGGAAUGUCGAACCAGAUGGUACAGCAUGCUAUUGCACAGCGCCAGCAGCAUCAGCAAUACCAGCAACAACAACAGCAGCAGCAACAGCACCACCAGAUGAUGCAGCACCCACAGCAAUAUGCAUCCCAGUAUGCCCCCUCGGUGUACCCACCCCCGACUCGGGAUGGGAUGUACAAUCUCCCCGGCGCCAGCCAAACCUGGGACGCCCUCCACCAGAUGAACCGUUCAGAUGAACCCCGCCGGCGGUCUUGGUAUGGCCAGCUCGCCCAGGCUUCCUCGCAAGUACCGCCAAGUUACCAGCAGAGCCAGCACUUUACUCAGCAAGGUGGCUACCCUGCCAACUACAAUACCACGCAUUCAUAA